AUGGAGGAUGUUAGAGAAAUCUCCCGCUCAGAAACUACGAACCAGAAUGUUAACCUCGUACAGAACACCGAAAAGACGCUAACUUUGUUCGAAAGUCCUGAAAUCGAUUCACCUAAUUCCACUUUUUCUGGAACUAUACAAAAGGCUACGAAGAAUCAUGCGGAAUAUGUAAAUGAAGAAGACGGUAUCCCUGGUAAUGAAUCUGAAAUCUUCGAUGCCAAAGUAUCUGAUGAAAAAGCAGAGAUUGCUGAGACAAUCCGAAAAUCUCCUGAGGUUUUAUUAGAGGACACUCAUAUGUCUACUAUGUCUGAUGAGUUUUCAGAAGCCAGUUAUGCUCCAGAAAAUGAAAAAGAUCCAUUUUUUCCAAAAAGUGGAGAACCUGUUAUGCGUGCAGACGCCACCAUUUUUGAUCACCAACUGGAGGAUCUUAAUCAGGAAAAACAGUUUAAACGUCAGUUUCAUCUUACUGAUAGCUGUCCAGCAACAGAUUCACUUCCCGAAAUUUCGCUGGCUGAGACUACCGAAUUAGAAGUAUGCAACGACGAAAGCCAGCCCCAAGAUCAACGAGGGGACAUCUCAGUUUCGCUGGAAUGUAUGGCAGGGGAAAACUUGCCGUUGAAUGAAGAAUUAGAAGAAAAUUUGACAACUGGAACACUUACAGACUCAAUGCCUUUAAACGCAGAGGAGUUUGAAAAUAAUAAACUCAACAAUAGCAAAUCGAGGAUUGGGGUAAAAUUACGUGGAAACGGGCCAACCAAGGAAAUCUGCGGUUCCGAUCCGAGGAUACAAUAUGAAUCAAACCCUGAACUUACAGUUCCUGAAGAAACUGUAGAGGAAGAGCUGGUAGAAAAGACACAACAUUUUACCUUAGAGCAAGAUUCAGCUGUAGAAGGAAUCGGCAAUGAGGAUUUCAACCAGGCACUCGAGGUAGCCGAGUCAGCAUCCCCAGUAAUAACGCAGGACUUUGAGACGGAAGCGGUAAACCCAACGCAUGCUAAUGUGGUCCAUAAUGUGACAGAAUUUCACCUGGCAACAGUUCAAGCUGCACCUAUUAAUUUUUCAACCGACGAGUCCCACAGCGAAAACGAGGAAGUGGUGACAACGAUCGCCCAGGAAUUUGUUCCGGAGGUUAAGUUAGAAAAGGUUCAAUCAGUCGAAGUUCCUCAACAUCUUAUGACUGUAAAAAAAUCUUCCGAAACCAUGAGUUUAGUUAAUUCGUCCAAUUUAACCCCAGCAACUGAACCUUCCACUGAAGCAGCGUCGUUGCAACUGCAAGCGCAGUCUGUUAUUUCUGAUGACGAAAAGACCAGCAUCGUUCCACCCGGUACAGGGUUAAAUCAAACGUCUAUAUUGAGCGGCAACGAAAAUGAAUCUAAAAAUUCAGACUCCGAAAUCGAUUUUGACACAAAGUACGCCCUCUUUGUGGAAAAGGUGCUUCCAGGUCAUGAAGUCUACUACCUGCCCCCAAUUAACUCGAAGAGGAAACAGGUGAGUUUUCCGCGAGCAGGCACCCUUAACCAGCCCUGGACGAGGCCGAGAAGUUCCCCACUCUAUGACUUAUCAACCGGCGCAAUGCGGGCUAAAUCAGCGACCCUGGGGGCGCCCCAUCGAAGUCGGCAUCGCUUGCAGCCAAAACCAGCUGUUAACGAUGAUUACCUAUUUCCGGACUCAGUAACACCAUCAAAAGUUGAGAAAGCCCUUAAUGAAGACGAAACAAGUACUUUUGACGAAAAGAGAAAUCUAUACGAUGUGCCGUUUAUGGAUGAUGAUGCAUUCCUUCCAAAGAAGUACCGGAGUGUGAUUUUAGUUGACGACGAUUCUAGUUUCGAAUCGGAGUAUUUAGAUGAAAAAAUAGACCUGCUUGGAACAGACCACCUGGCCGAAAUGGAUGAAACGUCUUUGCAUAUGAGUAAGCUUACUUAUUAUAAUUACUCUCAGAUUUGA
Molecule: messenger RNA, 1944 nt
Organism: Mesocestoides corti
Lineage: Eukaryota; Metazoa; Platyhelminthes; Cestoda; Cyclophyllidea; Mesocestoididae
Source: the annotation of a GenBank genome assembly